Penicillium odoratum is the source of this 1836-nucleotide messenger RNA. Its product is annotated as nonhemolytic phospholipases C family protein. Bases 1 to 1836 code for a protein of 611 amino acids. Gene Ontology annotation, molecular function: hydrolase activity, acting on ester bonds. The transcript has 4 exons. Lineage: Eukaryota; Fungi; Ascomycota; Eurotiomycetes; Eurotiales; Aspergillaceae. The record is from RefSeq and is a predicted model, not a curated record.
AUGAGUGCCCUCCUGGGUUCUGCUCUGUUGAUGCUCCUUGCGAGCAGACCAGCGAUCGCUGGCUCGUUGAAAGAUAUCGAGCAUGUGGUGAUUUUCAUGCAGGAAAACCGAUCAUGGAACAAUUAUUUUGGCACCAUGGCCGGUGUUCGAGGAUUCAAUGACCCGAAUGUUCAGGUUAACUCCGAUGGGCUGCCAGUGUACUACCAACAAGUUGACUCUUCCAUGUCUACCAAAACAAAGACUCUUCUCCCUUGGUAUCUAGGCUACAAGGGUGGGUCCUCAGUCGAUGCUAUGCAGUGUAUGACGGCCGGAAGCAAUGGCUAUGAGGAUAACCAGGCCGCCCUUAACCACGGCUUGAACAACAUGUGGGCGCGCAACAACACCCCUUGGAGCUGGGGAUAUAUGAAGAGAAGCGACAUCCCUGUUCACUUUGGUAUUGCAGAGGGAUGGACUGCGGGAGAUAUGUACCAGGAGUCUCAAGUUACUUCGACCAACCCCAAUCGUGUUACGUUGGUCAGUGGCUCGAUCAAUGUACCGGGAGGUCCCCAGAGCCCGGACCAGGGUGGCCCUUAUCUUGACAACAACGAAACCCCGGGCUGCGAAGACAACAACAUCAAUUGUUAUCCUCUGAAGUGGAAGACUAUCUACGAGAUCUACGAGGAAGCUGGUGUCUCGUGGCAGGUGUGGCAAGACUCCGACAACUUUGACGACAACCCCUUGGCAUGGUUUGAGCAGUUCCAGAAUGCUUCUUCUACCUCACCUCUUGCCAAAAAGGGUCUAUCCUAUGUCGGCCUUGACAGCUUCUACGAAGCAGCGGCCAAUGGAACUCUUCCGGAGAUCAGCUUCAUCGUCGGCCCUGCUGAGCUGUCCGAACAUCCCCCUUACAUGCCCAAGGAUGGUGCAUGGCUUCAAAAAAAGGUCGUGGAUGCCGUAACAAGCAGCCCGAAGUAUGGCUCCACCUUAUUAAUGAUCAGCUAUGACGAGUCCGGUGGUUGGGGCGAUCACGUUGUCCCCUUCCACUCCCCCGAAGGCACUGCCGGUGAAUGGAUGGAGGACCCAUACGGACUCUUCGGCAACAUCUAUUCUGGCCCUGGUGUCCGCGUUCCCUUCUACAUGGUCUCUCCCUGGACCCGUGGUGGUCGUGUUUUCACCGAGCGCGCGGAUCACAACUCCCAAAUCCUCUUCCUCGAGCAAUGGCUGGAGGCCCGCGGAUACGAGAAUGUCCAAACACCCGAGAUGGUCCACUGGCGUCGCGAGCACAUGUCGAACCUUGUCAACGCUCUUGACUUGGAUAACCCUGAUACAAGCCUUCCCACCAUCCCUGACGCCGAAACCCCCGACAUGUCGGCUGGAAAGUAUACUGGAACAUCCAACUGUGAGGCAACAUACCCUUCGCCGCGUCCUACGGUGCCAUAUGGUCAGCAGAGCAACAAGACCGAGGCGUUGUGGUUCGAAGAUGGAUACAAGCAGGUUAUCGGUUAUCUCACCGAGGGUCGCUAUCUCACAUUUGAAAGCUCCGGAAAGGCGCUCACGAACGCUGGAAACGCCAGCCGCUUGAGCAGUACUGCCGCCCUUGCCGAUCACUCGGACAAGCAUCAGCGCUGGGUCAUUCACUAUACCUCGGACGAGGAAAGCCAGAUUUUCCAAAUCUCCAGUGCUCUUGACAGCAAGUGGAUUGGUACCAACGGGUCUCUAGUUUCCAGUCGCAACAAGGCCGCUAACAUCACGAUAACAUUCCUUGGAAAUAGCAAGGGCUAUUCUCUAAAGUAUGAAGAUGGAACCACUGUUGGAGGUCUUGAGAACGGUACCAAAAUCUGGAGUGUGUCAUAUCAUUAA